Saccostrea echinata is the source of this 1336-nucleotide messenger RNA. RefSeq lists its product as uncharacterized. Lineage: Eukaryota; Metazoa; Mollusca; Bivalvia; Ostreida; Ostreidae. Gene Ontology annotation, molecular function: protein binding. The coding region runs from base 245 to 1336 and encodes 363 amino acids. The record is from RefSeq and is a predicted model, not a curated record. The transcript is spliced from 2 exons.
UUCGUCAGCAAAAAGGCACGUUGUGUUUUCCCAACAAGCAACAAGGAAGCAUAAAACACAAUCAUAACAUUAUUAUGAGCUGAAUUCCGGUAUUAUCUCAGUCGCCCUUCUGUUGACAACAGGAGCUGCCAAAAUGUGGAUUCUGAGUCAGUUGAUUAAGGGAUUAAAUGCAUGGUUCUAAGGACAGAGGAAUAUCAGAGAAGACUGGAAGCAGUUAAUGCUUUGAAACAGUCACCAACCUGCAAUGGCAUCUUUUGUGGCAUUACUGUAUACAAUAUGCAUUUUUUCAACAAUUGUUACAGUAGAAAGUCAGAUUAGCACAGUAUUUUCAAAUCCAGUGAAAAAUUUUCCUUUAGGAAAUAUAGAGUUUGAUCCUCAGACUGAUGCUUUUUUUGUGAGUGCAAAGAAUGUCUUGUACAAGUUUAACAGAGAAGAUUUUCAAGAGGAGUUGAAAAAUAUAACAGGCCCUCAAGUUGGCUGUAAAACUGAAAAUGGAAAAUCAUGUGAUGACCACAAUUCUGUGAUGGUGGUUACAUCCAAUGGUUUGAUAACAUGUAGCACAUCGAACAGUGGACGUUGCAUUCGGAGGAACAAAGAAAAUUUGAAAAAUAUAUCACCUGAUGUGACUAAUAUUGCAUUAGUCUCAGAUGUUGAUGCUUCAGCAGUUGGCAUCUUUUUAAAUAUUCGUGUAAGGGAUAAACAAAAGAACAAAAGUAUUGUCCUGUUUGCAAAACAGUAUUCACCUAUCAUUGCUCUGCAGAAAUUAGAUAGAAGUGCUAUUUUUUCUGUCUUACCAACUCUCAAAGACAAAGCUAUUAGUUCAGAUUUGAAAGAAAGUGGCAUAUUUGAUGUGUUUUUGAAAAAGAUAGACGGGGUACCUAUGAGUAAAAUGGAUUACAGAGUUGUCAUGGAAAAUGAAGAAUUUGUUUUUCUCCUAGUUAAUCAAGACUCGCAAGCUAAACUUGUCAAACUUUGUAAGUCUAUUGAUAGUGAGAAUCCAAAAAGAGUUUAUGAAGACAUCCCCAUUGCUUGUUCUGGUAAAGAUGGAACCAACUAUACUCAUGUUGUGCAUGGAACUUUUGUUUCUGAGAAGAGGUAUUUGGUGGCUCUGUUCUCCACUUCACCAUCUACUGUUACUUCAGCUGUGUGUGUUUAUAGCAAAGAGGAGAUAUAUGAGGCAUAUCUGGAUUCAAGAAAAGAUAGAUUUGAAUGUCCAAAGCAUGAUCUGCAACAAAGGGAUGAAGUAUUUGAUGAUGUGUCAAAAUUCAACAUAGAUAAAUGUGUUAACCUAUCUGAAGAUGAGGUAAUUGAUGAUGGUACACUAAAUCAUAAUUAA